GUUUUACCUGCCUGGCUGGGAGCAGGCGGAGCUCACCUGGGGGACGAGGCGCGCGCUUCGAUCGGCCAACAAAACGUCCGGCCGGCGUCCAACUUUUCUUUUUCUUUUUUUCUUUCUUCACCUUGUGAGAUAUUAAUGCAAAGACUUGAGGCUGACUUUGGAUAAAUAAUUAACGUGACAUGAGGAGCUGAGCCGAGCGGCGGAGCGCGCCUCCACCGCCCAACUCUGACAGGAACAAAACACGACCCGCAGCGGGCCCACAGGUGUGUUUGGUCCUGUGUGUUUUUCAUGUCAUUUGAAGAGGACCCACUCGGCUGUGAUCAUGCUGGGAGCGGAGAGCAGGCUGGAGGUCCGGCUGAAGAAGCUGGAGGCGCUGAUGAGGAAUCCGCAGUCGGCGCUGAACCUGGAAACUCUGCUGGAUUCCAUCAGCGCGCUGGCUCAUGACUUGAACUAUCCUGCCCUGCGGAAGAACAAGAACAUAGAGUCGUUUCUGAACAGAUAUGAGAAAGCGGCGAGCCAGCUGCGAGAGCUGCAGGUGAAGCUGGAGGACUUCGAUAGGGUGAAGCUGAUCGGGAGAGGGGCCUACGGAGAAGUGCAGCUGGUCCGUCACAAGGCCUCGCAGAAGGUCUACGCCAUGAAGCAGCUCAGCAAGUUCGAGAUGAUCAAGCGGUCCGACUCGGCCUUCUUCUGGGAGGAGAGGCACAUCAUGGCCUUCUCCAACAGCCCCUGGGUCGUCCAGCUCUGCUGCGCCUUCCAAGAUGAUCGCCACCUCUACAUGGUGAUGGAGUUCAUGCCCGGCGGAGACCUGGUCACGCUCACCAUGAACUACGACAUCCCUGAGAAGUGGGCUCGCUUCUACACGGCCGAGGUGGUGCUGGCGCUCAACGCCAUCCACUCCAUGGGCUUCAUCCACCGCGACGUCAAACCCGACAACAUGCUGCUGGACCAGCACGGACACCUCAAACUGGCCGACUUCGGCACCUGCAUGAAGAUGGACUCGACGGGCAUGGUGCACUGUGACACCGCUGUAGGGACACCGGACUACAUCUCCCCCGAGGUGCUGCAGUCUCAGGGUGGAGACGGUUACUACGGCCGCGAGUGUGACUGGUGGUCUGUCGGAGUGUUUAUCUACGAGCUGCUGGUUGGUGAAACUCCUUUCUACGCCGAGUCCCUGGUCGGAACCUAUGGGAAGAUCAUGAACCACCAGAACUCGCUCGUCUUCCCCGACGACGUGGAAAUGUCUCAGGACGCCAAAGACCUCAUCUGCGCCUUUCUCACUGACAGGAAGGUCCGGCUGGGCCGCACCGGAGUGGACGACAUCAAGCGUCACCCCUUCUUCAAGAACAGCCACUGGACCUUCGACAACAUCCGCGAGACUGUGGCCCCAGUUGUGCCAGAGCUGAGCAGUGACAUAGACACCAGUAACUUUGAUGACAUAGAGAAUGAUAAAGGAGAUGCUGAGACCUUCCCUCCGCCCAGAGCCUUCGUGGGCAACCAGCUACCAUUUAUCGGCUUUACUUACUUCAAGGAGGAUCAACUGCUGAAGGGAAACAACAGCUGCUCUGUGGAGGAGUCCGAGGACGGCAAGGAAAGCUCGGAGGAGAAGGAGGAUUGUUCGGACAGUAGGAAAGAGCUGCAGAAAAAGCUUCAUCAGCUGGAGGAGCAGCUCGACCAUGAGAUGCAGGCCAAAGAUGAGCUGGAGCACAAGUGCAAAAACGCCACCAACCGUUUAGACAAGCUGGUCAAAGAGCUGGACAAGGAGAUGAACAGCAGGCAGAGAGUGGAGGCCUCGCUCAGGCAGCUGGAGAGAGAACGAGCUCUGCUGCAGCACCAGAGCGCCGAGAAUCUGCGCAAGGUGGAGAUCGAAGCCGACAGGAAACGCGGCCUGGAGAACGAAUUGAACAAUCUGAGGGACCAGCUGGAGGAUCUGAGGAAGAGGAACCAGAAUUCACAGAUCUCCAAUGAGAAGAACAUCCAGCUGCAAAAACAACUCGAGGAGGCCAAUACGAUGCUUCAGGCUGAGCAGGAGGGAGUCGGGCGGCUGAAGAAGAGCCAGUCUGAGGUGCAAAAACAAGCCCAGAGCCUCGAGGUCAGCCUCAGGGAGAUGCAGGAAAAGUGCAGCCAGCUGGAAAACAGCAAGAUGGAGCUGGAGAAGCAGCUGAGGGGGCUGCAGGCCGAGCUGGAGGAGGAGAAAAGAGACCGCAACCUUGGGACAGAAACUAUUACUGACCUGCAGGGACGUAUCUCUGGCCUGGAAGAAGAGGUGAAAGAGGUGAAGUCGUCUCUCUCUAAGGUCAAGACUGACAAGAAGGCGCUCCAGCAGAAGCUCACUGACCUCGAGAAGGAAAAAAGCAACCAAGAGAUCGACCUGACGUUCAAGCUGAAGUCGCUGCAGCAGAGUCUGGAGCAGGAGGAGGCCGAACACAAAGCCACCAAAGCCAAGCUCGCCGACAAAGACACCAUCUACGAGUCCAUCGAGGAGGCAAAGUCUGCGGCCUUGAAAGAGAUGGAGGCCACGCUGCAGGAGGAGCACAGCCUGAAGCUGCAGGUGGAGGGGAAGCUGCUGCAGCUGGAGAAGGAUCACUCCAUGCUGGACUGCGACUACAAGCAGGCGCUGCAAAAGCUGGACCAGCUGCAGGCCCAGAAGGAGAAACUUUCCGAGGAGGUGAAGCAUCUCACCUUACGCCUGGACGACGAGAUCCACAAGCGGAGUUUGAGCCAGAGCGAUCUGAAGAUGCAGAACCAGCAGGUGUCCGUGCUCCGGUCCUCAGAGAAACAACUCAAACAGGAGCUCAACCACCUGCUGGACCUGAAGCAGGUCCUGGAGAAGCAGAACAAGGAGCUGCGCAGGGAGAAGCAGGAGGCUGACGGCCAGUGGAAGGAGCUGAAGGACCAACUGGAGGCAGAGCAGUAUUUCACAACCCUUUAUAAGACGCAGAUCCGUGAGCUGAAGGAUGAGCGCGACGAGAGGAACAAGCUGUACAAAGAGCUGCAGCAGCGACUGGUGGAAUACCAGGAGGAAAGGGAUUCGCUGACGUCUCAGCUGGAGGCCAGUUUGACCAAAGCCGACUCGGAGCAGCUGGCUCGCUCCAUCGCCGAGGAGCAGUACUCGGACCUGGAGAAGGAGAAGAUCAUGAAGGAGCUGGAGAUCAAGGACAUGAUGGCGAGACACAAGCAGGAGCUCGGCGACAAGGAGGCCACCAUCAGCUCGCUGGAGGAGUCCAAUCGCACCCUGACGGUGGACGUCGGCAACCUGGCCAGCGAGAAGGAGGAGCUCAACAACCAGCUGAAAGAAAUGCAGCAACAGCUCCAGAAAGCCAAGGAGGAGGAGAAGAAGAUGAACUCUCUGAAACUGUCCUUUGAGAAGCAGCUGCAGAAUGAAAGGACACUAAAAAUUCAGGCUGUAAACAAGCUGGCGGAGGUGAUGAACAGGAGGGAGACGGUGCGGGGAGGCCACCGGAGCAUCGACACCGAGGUGCACAGAAAGGAGAAGGAGAACCGGAAGCUGCAGCUGGAGCUGAGAGCCGAGAAGGAGAAGCUCAACAGCACCAUCAUCAAAUACCAGAAGGAGCUGACGGAGAUGCAGGCGCUGAUAGCAGAAGAGAACCAGGUGCGUCUGGAGCUUCAGAUGGCGUUGGACAGCAAAGACAGCGACCUGGAGCAGCUCCGUUGCCAGCUCACCUCCCUCAGCGUUCACUCUCUGGAGUCCACCAGCAUCAGCAGCGGCAACGACCUGGACAUGGGCGAGGGAUACCCAGUGCGCAUUACUCACUCUCACACCUCAGAAUCAAUGUCCUUCACCUACCAGCGCACGCACAAGUCCGUGUGCAUCGACACCAGGCCCAACCUUCGCUCUGCUCUCUUUGACUCCGACUCUGAGGAGGAAGUAGAGGAGUGUGACGGGCAGGAGGAGGAGGAGGAGGGCCGACGUCCGCUGGCCCUGACCUAUGAGCAGCCCUCUGAGCCCGAGUCUGGAGACUCCCGGCUGGAGGGCUGGAUUUCACUUCCUACCAAGAACACCAAGCGGUUCGGCUGGGACAAAAAAUACGUGGUGGUGAGCAGUAAGAAGAUCCUGUUCUAUAACAGCGAGCUGGACCGAGAGCAAGCCAACCCCUUCAUGACCCUGGACAUCGAGUGAGUCAUCCGAACGUGGAGCUGCUGAACUAGUCGAGCUGCUGAGGCUGAAGGGAAGCAGACGCUUAAUGAGAAAGUAUUGGACAAGCUACAGUUUGGAUAAAAACCUGCUGAGAUGAUUAGAAUUUAUCACCAGCGAACACAAAUGUGUGCAGCAGACUUU
This is a messenger RNA of Stegastes partitus (bicolor damselfish), 4297 nucleotides long. RefSeq names its product rho-associated protein kinase 2-like. The record is from RefSeq and is a predicted model, not a curated record. Gene Ontology annotation, cellular component: cytoskeleton; cytoplasm; centrosome. The coding region runs from base 323 to 4138 and encodes 1271 amino acids. NCBI's taxonomy places the organism in Eukaryota, Metazoa, Chordata, Actinopteri, Pomacentridae. Gene Ontology annotation, biological process: cortical actin cytoskeleton organization; mitotic cytokinesis; smooth muscle contraction. The transcript has 29 exons. Gene Ontology annotation, molecular function: Rho-dependent protein serine/threonine kinase activity; small GTPase binding; ATP binding.